GUAAGGUCGCAUAGCAUUGCGGUAUCCAAGCUCUCUCUCUAUCUCUCUCUACUGCAUGUUUGCUACUCACGAACAACGGCGUGUUCGUUUUCUCCUCUCCACGAGCGAAACUGUUAAAGUCUAAUUCGCGCGAAAGAAAGUGGUUUGCGUGUGUGUGCGCGCGCGCCCGCGAGUGCGGAAAAAGAAAGUCGGUGCGCCGUCGAUCCGAUCCACGAGUCGAGCCGCAUAAGCGGUGGUGAAGAAAAAAUUGAAUAUGAGCUACAACUCCGUGACCAUAGAAGAGUCGGUUAACAAACCCCUUGCUGCCAGCUGCCAGUUCAAACUGUUUUCGGCCGUUUCGCGGACUGGUUGGUACUUUCUUUUUUGCUCUCGCUCUUGCCUGGCUGCCGACUGCAGUUAAGCCAAGGCCCGGGUGAACACAUCGUUGCCGAUCAUCGGUUAGUGUCUUCAGCGUUUGCGCUUGCGGUUUUCGGCCGCGUUACAGAAAACGCAACGCUUCGAGGAGAAAAACCAACGGAUUAUUUGCAAAUGCUAAUUAAACAAAUUUCUCAACUUUCCUAACUCGGUAUUGUCCGGUUACGGUUGCUAGAGACGCUGUUGUGCUUUGUGUUUAGAUCGAUCGCGAUCGCGAGUGUAGUACUACAAAGGGGCCGGUUAGAUCAUCGAAUGGUUGUUUGGUGACUGUAGCACAAAUUUUUCGAAACAGUAGCACCGACGGGUGAUGUGAAGAGAAUUGUUCCAAAACAAGCAGAAAAAGCAACAAGUCAAAAGAGUUCAAGGUUCUCAAGUUUCUCGGAAUCCGGUCCCACACCAGGAGAAAGUGUUGUGUGUUUGUCCGGCUGUGCCGCGCAGCUCAGUGUUUCGUCCUGCACGCGUGGCGACAAUUUCCAAUGGAAUUGAUUAAAAACAAAUAAAAACCGGGUAUUGAUCCAACCGCAACGCCAACAUACACGGUGAAAGUGUGGAUAAGAUCAUAAAGGAUCCUAAACGGCGAAGAUUAUCUCACCCAACAAACGGAAGGGUUCAUCUGCUAGGUGAGAGUGAAAGAAACACAAAUAAGCGCAAGUCGCAACGAUUUGCGGCCAGUAACAUGGUGGCCAAUGUCAAGUGGAGACUGCCGGUAGGAGCAGCAUGGAUACUGGCGCUUCUCGUCGCCGGUCUCGCAGUGCUGGACGAAGCCAACGGGCUCAGCUCAACUGGUGAAAGAGAGAGCCGGAGGUUGUUCGGAGGCUACCGGAUAACGCCAAAAUUUUGCAACGCCACCAGAGCCCUUCUGAAGCGGGAUUCCGACCGGAGAGGGCCCACGAUUUGCAUGUUCAACCAUGAGUGCUUCCAGCGACAAGGCGAAGUGGUGGGAGCCUGUAUGGAUGGGUUUCUGUUUGGAACCUGUUGCGAACUUCCACUCAGCACCGACGUGGCAAUGGUGACGGAUUCGCUGAUGGAGCAGUUCUACUCGGAUGUAACGGAAAGCACCCCGCAGUCGCCACUUACGUCUGCCAUUGCCAGUCAGUACGAGAAGUUUGGAAGUCAGCUGGCUGGGUCCGACACGGGGUACGGCCCGAUUGCUUAUGAACCGAUCAAGCUGGAAGAAACUCCAUCCAAAGAGAAAAACGUCAGCACUAGUACGGGAUCUAGCAAAAAACCAUUGUUUAACAAACUGCAGAAUAAUUAUCUCACGAAUGAAGACUUGGACGAAGACAUUGUUCAGAGCAACUUGAAUACGCACAAGUAUGAGAUGCCUAACAGCGCCGUUUCUGUGUACUCUCCUUCAACAUCUAACAUAAAGUCGGAAGAAAUUGAAAUCGCCACCACAAUAACGCCACCACCUCCUCCACCACCACCAAGUUUGGAGAAUACUAACUAUGUGAAAGUGGAAGUUAAUGAACAGGGUAAUGUUUAUAGCUCCGAAAUACCAUCGUCGUUGAAUGCGUAUAACGACCAUUUGUCCGAUGCGAAUACGGCUCCUGCCGCGUCCCUCGAAACUAGUACCGACAUCACCUCCGCGGGUGUUCAGGUUAUUGCGAACCAAAUUUAUCACGAAAGCCAACUGUUUGACCACAGUGACAUCACCCAUCCGGAAGCGGAAACAAUUCUGAUCAACGAGAAUGGCACAGUAGACUUAAGUUAUGCUAAUCCAAAUGAUUUCACGGUCGACGAUAUCGCAACCGAGGCUCAAACCACAGUGAAACCAGUAAAAGUGACUCAUCCAAAGCCACAGUUCAAACCUAGACCUAAGCCAACCCAAGGAAUGGAACCAAACAAAUACAUACUUGUACAUACUAUUUCAACCGACUCCAAAGAUAACGAGAACCAAACCACGAAACCAACUGUCUCAAUGCACAACAUCCACUCGAUCGAAUCGAUCAUACUGAUGUUAAACGACACGAACCUUGGGCCACAGUACGAAACUGGAACCGAAGCGGACACCAAGAUCGAUAACAUAACGGAAUCUCAGACCACCUACGAAACCACAUCACCAGUGACGUACGCAACAGCUGCCAUAGAUUACGACAAAUACGGACCAACCAGUUUCUACAUUACAAAACCCCAGCAGACGAGCCCUUCAGCCGUCGCGAUGUCUACGAAGGUUCCAUCUACCAGCUAUGUGUACAGUCCGAAACCUACCCGACGACCCAUUUUGGAACCAGUCGUAGUCCAAGCAACCCUUCUAACGAGCGGAUACGGAUCGACAGCUGGACCCCAAAACGAACCGGCUAUCUCCGUAUCGACGUCUCGUCCACCGCCAACCAAACUUGUUGUCACGGCUGGCCCACAUCAACGGCCCAUGAUCAUCACCAGCGAAGGUGAUCAAACUGCCUCCUCUGGAUAUUACACCAUUUCAACCAGCUCACCAUCGGAACCGGUAACCGUAUCUACAGUUCAACCAACGAAGAAAAUUACGACUGCACCAACGAAACGCCCAGUUUCGUCUACCAUCAAACUACCCGAGUACAUCGUACAAUCGUCGACCUUAUCCCACAAAACUCCAUCCACCAUAGCUAACGUAAACUACGUACACAUUUCAAGUGCCACCGACCACCCAUCCCCGACCGUGCACAUAACACCGAAACCUGUUCAGGGGCUUGUAACAUCCAGCACGUGGACUAACAAACUAACAAGUCCAACUAACAGCCAUCUACCAAGCUAUUACGAUAACACCCCACCGCCAAUGUACGUUUCCUCGCUGGCUGACUUCGAGGACGAAGGCUACUUCGGUACAACGAAGCGACCGCUUGGUGGACCAAGCAUUUCAUCAACCGCUGUCUACACCUUCGUCGACAGUAGCAAUGUUCUCGGUAAUUAUGCAACAUCCACGUAUUCUCCUUAUGGACCAACCCCGACGUAUUCCACCAUGAACCGCAUUCCAGCAAACCCACCGCCAAGUCAAAUCUACGUCAUGGCACCGGUAGAAGCAUCUACGAUGAAAAACGAACUCUACACCACACCCGAUGAAAUCAACAACUUCCCGCCGGUUAGAAAUCCCAAUCUUAACCUAACGGAUUCCACAAUGGUUAGCAACAUAACGAAAAUAGAAAACUCGGGAAUCAAAGACGACGAAAAGGUUAACUUUUUGGUGAACAAAAUAGUUGAGUCAUUCAACGGCAACUUUGAAGAGCUGGAAGCAAUUCUCAAGGAAAGAAAAAAUCUUACUCUAAACGCCCAGACAAGCACCACUACGGAGAAAAACAAGUUGACGACUACCAAGCCAGUGACGAAAAAGAAGAAAAAACGUCCCAGUAAAAAGCCAUCCAACGGAACAACAACAUCCACAUCGAACAAAAAACCAACGACUGUUAAGCCUACUGUGAUCCAGCAAGAUUCGGCCUCGCAAACCACACUGAAACCGAAACCAUCGAAAAAACCCAGCAAAACCAAACGACCAAGCAACUCGACGAAACCCACAUCGUCGAGCUCGAAACCGGUAGUGACAACGUCCCUAUCGAACCCAACGAAACCAGCCAAGCCAUCCGGUUCGAAACCGAAGCCAACCAGUUCGUCGACGCGUCCCAAACCUAGCAACAGCUCCAGUGGCAGCAAACCGACGGCAGAUGAGCGUCCGACGACCGAUGCGAAACCAGCGGCCACCACGAAGAAACCGAACCGGACAUCAACCUCGAAGAAACCCUCGAAGCGACCCACCAGCCGGCCGACGUUAGCCGAUACGGACCCAGUGACGGUAAUUACAACCCGCAAACCGACCAAGGCGACAAAGCGUACCACAAAACGACCAACGACGACGACGACCACGACCACUAGCACAACGACAACGGCCCCGGAAGACGAAAUCAUCGAGGAAGAAGAGGAAAACGCCGUCGAGGAGGAAGAGGAAGAGGAGGAUGUCGGAGAGGAAACCAACGAGACGGUCGAUGGACAAGCACAGGGAACGCGGAGAAUACUUUGCGGUCAAAGGCCACUGAUGAAGAGCGCCCGUGUUGUUGGAGGAAAGGCUGCCAAGUUUGGCGAGUGGCCCUGGCAGGUACUGGUAAGGGAAUCGACCUGGCUCGGACUGUUCACCAAAAACAAAUGCGGUGGAGUACUCAUCACGAACGAAUACGUCAUAACGGCAGCACACUGCCAGCCAGGCUUCCUCGCCUCACUGGUAGCGGUGUUUGGUGAGUUCGACAUCUCGAGCGAUCUCGAAACGAAACGGUCCGUGACGAAGAACGUCAAGCGAGUAAUUGUGCACCGGCAGUACGACGCGGCCACCUUCGAGAAUGAUCUUGCCAUACUGGAACUGGAGAGUCCUAUUCACUACGAUGUACAUAUAGUGCCAAUUUGCAUGCCAUCAGACGAAGCUGAUUUCACCGGCCGAAUGGCAACAGUGACCGGAUGGGGUCGGUUAACGUACGGUGGCGGAGUUCCCUCGGUGCUACAGGAAGUUCAAGUUCCGGUGAUAGAGAACAGUGUCUGCCAGGAGAUGUUCCACAUGGCCGGACACAACAAGAAGAUCCUGCCGUCGUUCGUUUGUGCUGGCUACGCGAACGGCAAACGAGAUUCCUGCGAGGGUGACAGCGGCGGUCCAUUGGUGUUGCAACGUUCGGACGGCCGGUACGAACUGGUCGGCACGGUGUCCCACGGAAUCCGAUGUGCGGCCCCGUACCUGCCCGGAGUGUAUAUGCGGACGACCUUCUACAAACCCUGGCUGCGAAGUGUAACCGGUGUGAAAUAAGCUGAAACCGGCGAUGGAAACGAAAAAAAAACAAACAAACAACCUCCCGGGUUGGCCCUCCCGGAUCCUCUUCUUCUCUCCCUACAAAAGAAUACGGUGGUUAAUUAGUUGGUACUGGCGUGGGUGUGCAUUUUCGGAGCGACUGGAUGCGAACGAGUGUGACAAUUUUUGGGUACGAACGAACGGGACGAGAGCCUCCUUCCGACGAAUGUCCGUAACCGCGUGUGGGAAAUUUUGAUCGAGCGAGCGAAUCUCUAGCAAAAUUUCGUAGGUAGUUACGUUUUAGGGAACAAAUUGCAAUAAUUUAUCUAGCGAAUAGAUGGAUGUGAUUUGGAGUCAUUGUUAAGAUUAAUUUAUUGUUGUUGUUAGUUACUAAAUUAUUUAUUUUCUAGCCCGUAAGUGAACAGAACAAAACACAUCAAACGAACAGUGGGAUGAAGUGGCGGUGUAAAAAUGUGAUUAUUUUAAUUUAUUUCCAAAU
This is a messenger RNA of Malaya genurostris, 5651 nucleotides long. RefSeq names its product serine protease filzig (gene flz). The record is from RefSeq and is a predicted model, not a curated record. Gene Ontology annotation, molecular function: serine-type endopeptidase activity. Bases 1091 to 5170 code for a protein of 1359 amino acids. The transcript is spliced from 8 exons. Lineage: Eukaryota; Metazoa; Arthropoda; Insecta; Diptera; Culicidae. Gene Ontology annotation, biological process: proteolysis.